Messenger RNA from Onthophagus taurus, 2084 nucleotides. Lineage: Eukaryota; Metazoa; Arthropoda; Insecta; Coleoptera; Scarabaeidae. The record is from RefSeq and is a predicted model, not a curated record.
GCGCCGAUCCGAUCGGAACUACACAUAACCUCUUUUGGGAUGUUUAUGAGGGACAUCACUUACGUGCAGUGUGUUUAUUAGUACGUUUUACUGUUUUUAGCAGUUACCGAAGUUAUAAAGUUUUAAAUAUAAAGUGGUUGACUUUAAAUAUGGAAAGUGAAAAAUAUUUAGUUGAAAAACAAAUUUUUGAAACUAAGCUUUUUAAAUUAAUUGAAAAUAGUGGCGCUAAUAAUUUUACCACCGUACUAACUGUUGAGCAUUAUUUAAGUAUUUUAAAUCAAGUAAAGAACAGCAUGUCAAAGAAAGAGACGAAGGAAAAACUAAGUUGUCAAGAUUAUAGGCGUUUGAAUAGAUUUGAAAUUCUAAGAAUUGGUGAUAAAGAGAAAAUUAUUGCAAAACGAAAGAAUGAUGAUGUGGUUUCUAUAAGGUAUUAUUGCGAUGUUACGGAGGUACACGGCAUUUUAGAAAAAGUUCAUAAAGAUACUGGCCAUAAAAGAAGAUUAGGAAUGGAAAAAGAAAUUGCUAAGAAAUAUUGUAAUAUUCCCAGAAGUGUCAUUGAAGAGUAUUUGAAAUUAUGUGCUAUGUGUCAAUUAAAGAAAAAAUCGAAGCAGAAAGGAUUAGUAGUAAAACCAAUAAUUUCUACAGGAUUUAAUAAAAGGGGACAAAUUGAUCUUAUUGAUAUGCAAACAGAACCGGAUGGCCCUUAUAAGUUUAUCAUGAAUUACCAAGACCACCUCACAAAAUUUGUGUUUUUAAAACCUCUAAAAACUAAAAAGGCAGAAGAAGUAGCAUAUAACUUGAUGGAUAUUUUUUGCAUAGUCGGGGCACCUUGCUUGCUUCAUAGUGACAAUGGCAGAGAAUUUGUGAAUCAAGUAAUUACUAGCCUUGCAGAUAUGUUUCAAGCGAAAAUAAUUCAUGGUAAACCACGUCAUUCUCAAAGCCAAGGGUCCAUCGAGAGAGCGAACCAAGAUGUAAGAGACAUUUUAAUUACUUGGAUGCAGGAAAAUGAGACAACUAAGUGGGCAGAAGGUCUAAGAUUUGUGCAAUUAAAAAAGAAUAGAUCAUUUCACCGAGGCAUCCAACGUACUCCAUACGAGGCUAUGUUUGGCAUCCCACUUGUUAAUGGCUUAAAAGAUUCAAAUCUUCCGCUUGAAAUUGUAGAGAAGUUACACGAUGAGGACGACAUUUAUAGAUUAGAAAGCAGUGUUGGUAGAAACAUAGAACAGGUAGUAUCUGAAAAAUCAGAUUCAGAAUUUCAAAACAGUGAUGGAGGAAAUGAAAAAGAUGUACAAGAAAGCUUUCCCAUAAAUUAUUCCAAAAAUGAUGAUGUUGAGGAAGAAUUGUUGAGGAACAACGAAAUCCGAUUAAAAUCAAUAAAUCAACAUCGAUCUCAUAGUAUUGCAUGUUUAAAAAAGCAAGCAACAGAAAUGUUACAGCAAAGUUGUUCCAAAUUCCCAAAAAUUGAAAUUGGGCAGAACGUUUUAGUUAAGAUUCCUGAUGUCGACAGAGGACGCUUAGCUCCUCGUAACAUUUUGGCUGUUGUAUUGUCCGAGAAAGAUGAUUUAUACCAACUUGGUACAUCAACUGGCGUCUUGGAAAAACUAUAUGCAAGGAAUGAGUUCCAGCCUUCUCAAACGAACUCAUUGACAUCUUCAGAUGUACCCAUCGAAAAUAAACUCAGUUUGAGAACGGUGGCGGCAAAAGAAUCAAAUUCUUCCCAGGGGUUUGUAAGAUGCAACUGUCGUAAACAGUGCAGUAAUAAAAGGUGCAAAUGCUUAUUAAAGAACUUGAAAUGUAACAGUAAAUGUCAUUCAAGUACUUCAUGUCGCAAUAAGUAUUUGUUUCUCAUAUGACCAAAGCAACAAUUAACAUUUCGGGAUAUGUUUAACUGCUAAAAACAGUAAAACGUACUAAUAAACACACUACACGUAAGUGAUGUCCCCCAUAAACAUCCCAACAGAGGUUAUGUGUAGUUCCGAUCGGAUCGGCGCAUUGUGCAAAUGUACAUAUCGGGACGUGUUCAAACUGAUAUGGUCAGAUCCCGAUUGUAUCAUUUUUUCGUCAUGUGACCUAACAGCUUUAGA